AUGACCACAUUAUUCUGGUCACUGGUACUUCUUGGCCUCUCUAUCCCAGUUGUUGCUGGAAACUGUUGUGAUCGAUCCAGAGCCGGCUACGUGGAGUUCACCGACUUGGUUCACUACCUCCAUGACCAGCAGGCAAAUCACCAUUAUUUUAGUUUUGACAACAGCUCGGAUAAUUAUUUUGUGGAGAAAAAUGUGAAAAUUGAAUUCCGUCGGAACCACUACUUCUUGGAUGAUUACUAUGAGCCGUUGGAGAAUCGCACGAAGGUUUGCUUGUACAAGUUGUACCGGCAACAUGAUGAGAUUGAACAUAUGACCUUCAAAGACGGUACCCGCCCGAAACAACUCGUCUUCGGAUGCCAUGGCAACGAGGAGUGCUGUGAGCUCGGCUGCUGUCUUAUCCGUAAAUACACCUGGUUUAUUUUUAUCUACCCAUUCGUUGGAACCAUUUUAGCCCUCUCGUGUUUUGCCAGAAAGAAAAGGGAUCAACGGGAUAGAUUGUUGGCUCAAAUUGCUAGAGAAACGACUGCAGAGGACCAAAUUAUUGCUUGA
Caenorhabditis remanei is the source of this 549-nucleotide messenger RNA. RefSeq lists its product as uncharacterized. The record is from RefSeq and is a predicted model, not a curated record. The transcript is spliced from 5 exons. Lineage: Eukaryota; Metazoa; Nematoda; Chromadorea; Rhabditida; Rhabditidae. The coding region runs from base 1 to 549 and encodes 182 amino acids.